Molecule: messenger RNA, 1254 nt
Organism: Postia placenta MAD-698-R-SB12
Lineage: Eukaryota; Fungi; Basidiomycota; Agaricomycetes; Polyporales; Adustoporiaceae
Exons: 2
Coding region: 1-1254 (417 amino acids)
Source: RefSeq, a predicted model, not a curated record
AUGUGGUACCAGCUCAGGAAGUCAGACUCGCUCCCGUUUCUUCGCCUCAAGCCCAACGGCCAGUAUUUCGAAUGUAGACAAUGUCACUUUACGAACGUUCUCGGUUACACUUGUCCUUGGUGCCAGAGCGUCUGCAAUGCCUUGAACACCCCAAUCACAGCUACCCGCCCCAGGCGACGAAUCAGCGCUCCCCAAUUGCUGAGCGAGGCGCAGAAAGCCCAGCUGGUACGGAUCGAUCAUAAGAGCACGGCUGUAAAGCAGGUUCGUAUAUCGCCGAUUGGCCCCCGCGCCGGCGCUUCCGCGCAACGAGGCGUGUUGUUCGACGAUUCGGGGGAUGUUGCGCGCUGGCGGACGUCUAGGUCCUCAAAGACUAUUAGGCGACGCAACCGUCUUGCUGCGGUCUACUCCGUUCAGGAUAUUGUUGCUACAACGACAACGGACUCUAAAUUGGAACCAUUCCUGCGCGAGCUGGUGGAUAUGCUUGAGCAAGGCAUCGCCAGCCCAACACCACCCCUACCUCUGCACGACUCAACGCCACUCACGACGUCCUCCGCUUAUGAAGAUACCGAUAUGGCUACCAUGGAUGAGAAAGAGAAUAGAUGCAGCGACGGCAAUGGCAUCGGUACGCUUAUCGCCGUCUCGAACACAAUGACACCGCGCACGCUGCGGCGGAAGCAGAGGAUAGGCAUACUUCGGCAGCACUCUUCUCGAUCCCUGCGCAAACGAUCGGCGGCCUCCCUAUGCAAAGGGUCCUCGAAAUGUAUAGACGCCACUCGUACGCCCGUCUCGACACCUAUUGUCCUGUCCUCGUCGCCAAAUCCGUCGCCGUCGCCGUCGCCGCAGCCGAGGCCGAAGCCCCAGGCCGCGCACAUCCCCCUCGGCCACCCGCAGCGCCCGCUGUACAGUGCGAUCCGGAAGAACAUGGCGCGCCCCAGUAUACCCGACACGAUUAUACCCAAGAUGGACCUCCCGUCGCUGCACGCGCAGGUGUGCGAGCUCGCGCGCGAGACGUGCUCGCUUGACGUGCCGUUCGGACGCACGUUUGACCUGCCCCCCGCCACGGCAGCGGGAUGUGAAUGGACGUGGGGGAGCGCCGGCGAGGCGGGGAUGGAGAUGCGGGCGGAGCUUGCGCGCUGCCGCUCGGCGGAUAGCAUCGGGGACUUUGCCUACGACGGGAAGCGGGGCAGGGCGGUGAAGGAGAAGGUGCGGAGCCUAGGCAAGGGGCUCCGUGGUCUGCUCUUAGGGAGAGCAUGA